GUCCUUACUUCCCUUGCUUUAAGCAACUCGACUUAUUCCCUGCAUUCAGCUUUCAUCUCUCCUUUACUUUUUCUUUGUCUACGCUGAAUCUCAGCUUCUGCUGAGUCUUACUUUCAGUAAUCAAGCUUCAAAAGACGAGAAAAAGCUGGGAAUAUAAGGCUCAUGCGCUAAAGCCGAAAGCUCAAAGAAGACAUCACAAGACCUCACGAGACAUGCCCCUUCGAUGACCGACGACUCCUGCACCCUCUACACUUGGCCUCUUACAACAACUUCACACAAAGACACAAGAUGCCACGGCGUCGUAAACCUCCGCGCGCAGGCGCCCUCGCAGAACUUGCGCCCCUAAAAAUCGCAGGCCAGAUCGCGACGCUACAGGCGAUAUACUACUUCGCUGCACUGGUUCUGAUUGUCUUUACGGCGCUUGUCUCUGGCUCUGGGUUUAGCUGGACGCUUGUAUUUGGAUGGGAGGGACUGAGAGGAGAUACCACGCAUGGAUGGCUCAUGGCAUUUGUGUUCUUGUUGGAUGGAGGGUUGAUCAUUCCUAUCGCAAUAGUCGCCCUCAUCGCUCGCUCCAAACUCGUACCCGAUUUCGCAUUGACCGUCCACUUUCUCAACCUCGUAAUCGCAUCCCUUUACAGCGGCCACAUCCCCCGCCACGGAGCCUGGUGGUUCACCAUGCUUGUCUCAUCCGGGCUAUGCAUCGGUCUCGGAACUUGGGGCUGUCAGUAUCGCGAGCUGCAGCCCGUCUUCUUCGGCGGUCGUCCCAUUCUCCCAGCUACAGGACCUGAAGGCGCAGCGCCGCAACCUCCUCCUGUUGAUGAGGAGAUGGGUAUUGCUGUGAGAGGAAGGGGGCCGGAUGGUGGUGGAGAGUAUGAGAUGGCGCCUAUGCAGCCUGUAAGAUGAAAACUGGGGUUGGGGUCCUUGGAUAUGGUUGAAUAGACUUGCAUUGCUAGGCGUUUAGGCGCUCUUUACACCGUUUAUGUACGUUAAUUUUGAAGAGCUUUAAUCAGGGGUCCGUUCAGACCGAGUGAGACGGCUCCAAGAUAGAUCUGUCUGUCAAG
Molecule: messenger RNA, 1061 nt
Organism: Fusarium oxysporum Fo47
Lineage: Eukaryota; Fungi; Ascomycota; Sordariomycetes; Hypocreales; Nectriaceae
Product: integral membrane protein S linking to the trans Golgi network-domain-containing protein
Exons: 2
Coding region: 289-903 (204 amino acids)
Biological process (GO): Golgi to endosome transport; Golgi to plasma membrane protein transport; protein localization to Golgi apparatus
Cellular component (GO): Golgi membrane; trans-Golgi network
Source: RefSeq, a predicted model, not a curated record